Messenger RNA from Phascolarctos cinereus (koala), 2625 nucleotides. It is a transcript of the gene BANK1, whose product is annotated as B cell scaffold protein with ankyrin repeats 1. Gene Ontology annotation, biological process: B cell activation; negative regulation of phosphatidylinositol 3-kinase/protein kinase B signal transduction; negative regulation of B cell activation. The record is from RefSeq and is a predicted model, not a curated record. Lineage: Eukaryota; Metazoa; Chordata; Mammalia; Diprotodontia; Phascolarctidae. Gene Ontology annotation, molecular function: signaling receptor binding; protein tyrosine kinase binding.
CGCUGGGGCUGGGCUUCCGGAGAAGCCAGAGGCCGGACCAGGGCCCCGCGGCAGCGCUGGGGGAGGAGCGCAGCGCCUCUGAGCGCAUCAGGAAGCGCUCUCCAGGCCGGCGAGGCAGUACACUUCCGCCGUUCCCACGGCUCCGGGAGAGACAGCGCAGGUGCUCGCUCUCCAAACACCGCUGCAGUGCAUCUCAGCGCGCUGAUUGCGCUCCACUCCAGAAGAAGCCCCAGCAGCGUCAUGGAGCCCUCAGAAAACAUAAAGAACCUGCUGAUGCUAUAUGAAGAAGAAGCUGAGGAAUGGGCUGUGUACCUGAGAGACGUCCUCCUCCAUGUUGUAGAGAUGGAGGCGAUGCUAUUGUAUAGCUUGGCCAACUCCUCUGACCGGCAUUUGGACUUGCUGGGCUUAAACUCUUACAAAUGCAAACUACUGAUAUUAUCACAUAGCCUCCUGAAAGGUCUGACCCCUAGGAAAUGCCGCUUUUUGGACAGGCUGCUCCAUUCCCCAGAGAGUGUGGUCAUCCUACUCUGUGGAGUAAAUAGCUCAGAUGAGCUUUAUGAAUUAUUAACCAUCUCCCGAGGCAGCCAGGAGAUCUCUACUGAGCAGGAGCCAGAAGAAUACAUCUCAGUGAUCAGGAGCGUCAUAGAAAGAGGUUCCCAGAAUUACUUUGAAGUUAACAAUCCACUAGAAAUAGGAAUGGAACUCUAUACAGAAACAAAUACAACAAGAGAGAUUGAGGCAGCAUCAGAAACUCCUGAAAGCAGUGUGUCAUCAGUACUAGUGCUACCAGCUAAAAUAUCCUGUGAGAAUCCUGGUGACAUAUUCAUUCUUUUGAAAGAUGAAAUAAUUGGUGACAACAUUGAAAUUGAAUUUGCUACAGACAGCAAGUGUGUUAGAACCCGACCACCUCUUUGGAGCAAGACAGUCAGGCGUAUGAAAGCUUUAGAUUUCCCUGCUGGCUCUGUCAAUGUAAAUGUCUACUGUGAUGGAAACAUUAAAACUACAACAGAGAUUAUAUAUCACACAACAGAAAAGGAGGUUGAACACCCACUCAAAGAGGCUGAUCCAGGAGAUGUAGCUCAACAGGCCUCAUUAGAAGAACUUGAUACUAUUCUCACCUCCAUAUUCCAAGCUGAGAUACCACAUUAUGAUCUUAGAAAUCUCCAACUAGAAAUGCACCAUCAAGAAAAUAAACAGUUUCAAGAAUUUCCAAGCCUUCUCCAUUGUGCUGCAAAGUUUGGCUUAAAGAAUUUGGCUGUCCAUUUACUUCAGUGUUCAGGUGCAACUUGGGCAUCAAAAGCUAGAAACAUAGAAGGAGAAGACCCAGCACAUAUCGCUGAAAGUCAAGGUCAUGGGGAGCUCAAGAAAAUCUUUGAAGAAUUUUCAAUUCAUGAAGAUAACAGGAGUGAACAUCUUGAAAGCAAGUAUGUAGAAAAAGUGGAACAUGUAAUACCUUCAGCCUCUGCAUUUUGUUCUGCAAUGAUGCCACAUACAACACAUCACCAUGGAAGAGGACAGAUCUACAAGGAGGAAGCAGAGGAAGGAAAAAAGGAAGGGGAAGAGGAACAUGACCAUGAAGACAGUAGACAGGAGAGAGGCACCUGGGUUGAGUCAGAUGACGAGUUAUAUGUUGUUGUUGCUGUGAACAAUCAAAAAGGGAAUUCAGAAGAUCCCUUGUUCUCUGAAAGACCUCCACUCCCCCCUCCUCGAGCUGUGGUUUCUCCCACUGGACUAGAAAAGCCGCAUUGUCUGUUACCAGGGAAAAUACUAGAAGGACAAAGUGAACGCAGCCAGGCCUGGUGCACUCUUGGAAUUAAAAAAGAGACAGAGGAUGAGCUGAAAAGGGAGAUGGAAAAGAAAGAAGAGUAUGAGGAAAAAGAAGAGGAAGACCCUUAUACAUGUGCAGAAAUUGAGGAGAAUGAAUAUGACAUAAUAUUGGCCAAUGGGAGUAUGAAGAAGAAAAUAGGCAGCAGAUCUUUCAUCAUAAACAGACCUCCAGCCCCAGCCCCAAGACCAGCAAGUGUUCCCGUUAGAGAGGGGACCGUGCCUUUUAUAGCUCAAGUGUUUCAGCAGAAGACCAGCAGACCCCAGCAUGAUGGUGACAAGCUCCAGGCUCCUGUCAAAAAGUCAGAUAGAAUCGGAAUGGACUAUCAACGGUGUUCUGCCCUGAAAUGCUGCAUACCUUCUGGACAAGAAGAACUCAUUCUUUUGCAGGAAAAAGUAAAAACUGGAGAAAUUUCUAUGGAUGAAGCCUUGAAGAAAUUCAAACAGUGGCAAACUGAAAAAAGUGGACUGGAAGUUAUUCAGCAGGAAAAGUUACGACAGCUCCGAGACUGCAUUAUUGGGAAGAGACCAGAAGAAGAACACUUCUAUGAUAAAAUCACCAUUGUGCACCAUCCAGAUUUUAAAGAUACUGCCCAAAAUGAAAACAUUUUGUAUGGAACACCUGUUACCAAUAAGCUUUCCUCUCGGCCCCAGGUAGAUAAGGAGUAUGGUUUCUGUUGGAGAAAAGAUAAUUAAGGAGAAUAUUCUAAUGGAGUCUAAGGGUCUAUAAAUGGAUCAAGUCUGUGUUUGGAUUACUUGAUUUCUCAAAGGCAAACUUAUAUUAUGGCAAAAGAAAUUUCU